Molecule: messenger RNA, 4024 nt
Organism: Malaya genurostris
Lineage: Eukaryota; Metazoa; Arthropoda; Insecta; Diptera; Culicidae
Exons: 4
Coding region: 881-2347 (488 amino acids)
Biological process (GO): SCF-dependent proteasomal ubiquitin-dependent protein catabolic process
Cellular component (GO): SCF ubiquitin ligase complex
Molecular function (GO): protein binding
Source: RefSeq, a predicted model, not a curated record
GUUUUCACUUCGACAAAAAAAAUCAAUUCUAAAAAUUUUAAUCCUCGCUAUCAAAAAUCUGUACAAAUCUGUAUUUUUUGCCAAAAAUCUGUAAUCUGCAUAUACAGAAUCUUGGUCACAAAUUUAUCUGAAAAAUCUGUAAAAUGCAGAUUAAUCUGUAUAUGUGGCAACCCUGUGUACAAUUUGUAGUAGUACACAGCAGUGAUGCCACUUUUCCAUGAGGUAGAGUCCGUAGAUGUGUACUCAAACUCAUAUAUUUUCAUAAAAUUAUUAUUAUGUCGUUUAUUUAACCCCGUGCGUAAACUUUGAAGAGUUAUUUCUGAAGUAUUGAAAUGAACCAGACGAAAAUCUCGCUAGCGCCAAGUCUUUCAGAAUCUUUCUUCAAAGUGAAGCUCGACUGAUGGAUCAUUGGCCGUUUUCAAAAAAAAACACGAUAUUCAAUUAUUUCCCGUAGAUAUCAGGAGAAAUAAUGCAAAAUCCGUAGAUUUCAAGAGGUUCAUCCGUAGAUCCGUAGAAAAGGCAAAAAACCGUAGAUCUACUGAUAAAUCCGUAGAGUUGGCAUCGCUGGACACAGUGAGUACAGUGUUUACAUUGCUACAGACCCUGUCAGCUUGGAGCGAAAUCAAUCUUCAGUUCAGCAACGCCAUCGCACGGUGUCACAUUCAACAUAUCACGUCAAUUGUAUGGGUGCGCAGUGCUGCUAUUUCGGCGCGCACGAAUUUGACAUUUCUCUUCCCUACUUCUGUGUACGAGAUUCGAUGCGAACUCGCCUGAGGGCGCCAUGCUCGCAAAAAAUGUUGUUGCCAAUGAUUUGUUCGGGAAAUGUGAGAGCUGGAUAUCUUGUUAAUAUGAUGUCUUUGAUUGCUACUAAUCAAUAAUCAUGGCAAAAAUACGAGACCUACCGGAGGAGAUACUAAUACUGAUCUUUAGCUUCUUGAAACUCCGCGACAGGAAAAAAGCCUCCCGCGUAUCGCGACUUUGGAAUCGAUUGGCCUUCACAGAUCGCCCUAUGAAAACAAUUUCGUUACAUGUAGUAGAUUAUUUAGAUUCAAAACAAAGAGGCAUACUUCUUAAAAGUAACAGAAACUAUCGUAAUCUAACGCUAGAGUGGACUGAGGCAUCCAAACUGCAAUAUUUUGCCGAUAUUUUGGAAAAGUUCGGCACCAACCUGUGCUCGUUAAAAUUAUCAACUUAUGUGGUAACACCAUUGAUCCUUAUCAGAUUCCUGUUGAAAACACCAAACCUGAACGAGCUAAUUAUUGAAGGUUGCUUUUGCAGUGAAGGAUGUAAUAUGCUAUUUCCGAACUUUAAAAACUUGCGGAUGCUAGAGUUGACUCAACGUGGUUUCGAAAACGAAGUAUGCGCGUUAAUACCACGUUUAUUCCCAAGUCUGACGUCAUUAGAUCUGGUCAUUGCCGAGGAUGCCGCUUUCGAGCUGAUACUAUUCUAUGGUAAACAGCUGAAGUGCCUUCACGUUCUCUUGGAAUUUUCACAUUUCCAGCAAUUUUGCAGCCUGGAUUGUUUGCAAAAUUUGCAGCGAGUUCAUGUCUACUGGCCACAACCGAGUGACUAUCGGACUUCCGUGGAUUGUUUUCAACAGAUGAAUUUACUUCAAAGUGCUUCUUUGACAGGGGCAUUAAAUGAUACCACCUUUGAACUUGUUUGCACCAGGUGGAAACUGUUGGAACAUCUGUGUGUCAACGUACAAUCUAUGGAAGCGGCAACGUUUCGGAACAUCAGCAAGCUACAAAAAUUGACUACGCUUAUGCUGCAGGGUUCGAUUCGGGAGAAUAACUUUAUAAAAGAUAUAAAGCUACCAAAAGUAAAGCAUUUAGUUCUAGAUGGGGUGUCGACGUCUUACGAUUUCUACGCGCAUUUGAAUCAUUUUGUUCCGGCUAUUGAAACUUUAAAAAUAUAUGAUCACACAUUUGAAAAUGCCCAUCUUCGUUUACUUUCAAAAACCUUAAUAAAUCUUAGAGUACUUUCAUUGGAUUACUGUUACCAGAUAAAGGAUGACGGUUUCCAGUUUUUAAAUUGUCUUACGAAGCUUUUAGAAUUGCGCUGUUGGGCGAUUCCGGUUUCGGAAAAUAGUUUUCUUAGUUUUCCUAGGUGUCCAAGUGUACGAACUCUAAGUGUUGGAGGAAGUGGAGGGAUUACAAAUAAAUCCUUACUAGAUGUCCCGAAUCGCUUCCCAAACUUGAGCGAGCUUUACAUCAUCGAUCUGAUCAAAGUGGACGAAGAUACUAUUUGUACUCUUCAAGAGCAAAUGAAAAAGUGUGCGAUUGUUAAAUUGCAGAAACCGGAACCAGAUCGCGAAACGGAGGCUGCGUGGAAAAAGUGCUGGUGACAGACUAAUUUUUCGGUCUAUGCUUUCUACUGUGAUAUAUCACUAGCAUGUCAUUCAUUCUAUAAACAUCAUUUUAGUCAAGAACGGCUCAACUUUUGCGCAAAAUUUCAGUGCUUAAGUAAAACGGUACUACUUUGGUAAAAAUAAACCCACAAUCAUAUCAAGGACAAUUUUUAGAAUGCCCGCCAUUCUGGAUAUUUUUUGUAUCCAAAUCAGAACGAUUGCGCUGCAAAAUAAUAAGCAAUAGUAAAAAGAAUAAUAGAUAAAAUGAGCUGUCUCGCUAUUAGAUAAUCAUAAUUUUCAAAAGCUUAUUUAUUAGUGUCGUCUAGAAUGUUUUAUCAUAAAAAAGGAUCAAAUUAAUUAUCGUAAUCCGAAUGUCCCAUCCAAUUAUGCCAGCAAAACGUUUCGAACAUCCAUUUUUUUUCUAUACACAGAUUUAUAUUUGAAGAAAGAACAUAUUGCUAACAACAGUGUUCAGCGGCUUAUGCAAAUUUAUUGAGAUGAUAGUUUUUAUAUGUUCAAAAUAAAUUACUGUGCUUUUUCGGAAAACACAUUCAAAAAAAAAUAUUGCAGUGCAUAGCUUCUGCGAAACUGUACCUUCCAUGAUUGGCAAACAUUCUGUUGCUGGAAGACGUCCCAGUGUGGAAACAUCCUGAAAAAAGCUCCCUCUCAGCAGGUGGUUCUUUUUUGUUGGUCGUUGAGCGCUUAUUGAACGACAUACUGCACGAAAUAUUCGUUCAGUUUGCUGGAACGGUUUGUGUUUUUUUCUCUUGCAAAAAUAGUGUGGAAUCUAGGUGUUACCAAAGAUAAAUAAUAAAGACAUGUAUGUGCUUACAAAUAUUUUAAAAAAAUCUGGUCCGUUCCGUUACUUUCUAAAAUGACCGCACUCACCGCUUGGUGGAGCGCGAGAUUAAUUGCAUUGUUAUCAUUUCGACCAAAGUGUGCCAUGAAAUCUCAAUUUAUACUAAUGAGUAGGGAUGUCGUAAUAUUGAUCGAUUAAUCGAGUAAUCGAUUAAUAACCCAGAUAAUCGAGUAAUAUUUAAUCGAAUAGCUUAAAACUAAUAUUCGAUUAUUGAGCUAAUCGAAUAAUUAAAAAAAAUCCCAUAGUAAUAAUCGAAUGAAUAAUCGAGUAAUCGAAUAAUAACCCAAAUAAUCGAAUAAAUUUUAACUAGUUUCAAAAUUAUACUCGAUUAUUGAAUAAUCGAGUAAUUCGAAAUUUCCGACAUCCCUACUAAUGAGCCAACGUAUCGAAAGGGUUCUCACGGUUUGACAUUUGCAUUAGGAAUACGAUGAUGCAGCGAUGCCAGGUCAUUUUUUCAAAAAUCUGUGAUCAAACCCAAAACCUGUCUGUGAAAAUCUGUGACCGUUUUCCAUACCCCAAUUAGGCUUUCUGACAGCUUACUUACAACCACAAAUGCAAAUGAGAUUGGUUUGUUUUGAACGAUUGAUCGGAUGUUCGUUGGACCAAUGAUCUAACGUAUUGAACCAAUGAAGGACCACCGUUGAACUUUUUUUCUAACAGGGGUAUCCCCAGCAAGCCGUUUUAGUUUUAUUUAUUCGAACAAUUCUACUGUCAAAUUUAGAACUGGAUACGAUGCCGUUCUAUUUUUUCUAUAUUUGAAACAGUGCUGUCAACUGUUUUUUUUUUUCCAAAAAUCUAUAUUUGGCGGAAAAAUC